AUGGGUGACAACGAUGAGAAUAAAGGACUGAAGCAGAAGUUAAGCUUCUCCCGUUGUGAAGAGGAGCAUGAGAACAGGGUGCAGAAGCAAGCCCAGGAGGGCGAGGAGACCCAGAGUCAAACCCCAGAGAGGCCUAGAGGUCAGGAUCCAGAGGCGAAGCUCACACCUCCCAGAACGCCCCUUAGUAACAAACGUGACCUCAGCGCAUUUCACGCAAGAGACCAAGCAAGUCCAGGCCAGGGUCUCGGGACUCCAGCAUCACACUCUCUCGCAUGCCCUGAAACACCACCAGCCCCACCAGACAAGAGCAGGCUGUCACACUGUGAGAGCCUCUUCACUCCCAAAGGUCAGGUGAGCCAGUCAAUGAUUUCUUCAACAGGGAAGCCUCUCCCCAGAAGCUCUAAGCAUCUGAAGCUCACACCCGGCCCGUUCAUCGAUGAGAUGACCUCACUGGCUCUGGUCAACAUUAAUCCCUUCACUCCGGAGUCCUAUAGAAAACAAUUCCUUAUAUCCAAUGGCAAGAGGAAAACCCGAGGCGAUCUUGAGCAAUCCAGUCCAGGAGAAGGCAAGGGAGAACAAGGGCUGCCUGCUAAGAGAUGUGUUUUAAGAGAAACCAACAUGGCUUCCCGCUAUGAAAAAGAAUUCUUGGAGGUAGAAAAAAUUGGUGUUGGAGACUUUGGUACAGUCUACAAGUGCAUUAAGAGGCUGGAUGGAUGUGUUUAUGCAAUAAAACGCUCCACGAAACCUUUGGGAGGAUUAUCAGAUGAGAAUCUGGCUAUGCAUGAAGUUUAUGCCCAUGCAGUGCUGGGACACCACCCCCAUGUGGUUCGUUACUACUCUGCGUGGGCAGAAGACGACUACAUGAUCAUUCAAAAUGAAUACUGCAAUGGUGGGAGCUUGCAGGCUGCAAUAACUGAAAACGCAAAGUCUGGCAAUCAUUUCCCAGAGCCCAGACUCAAGGACAUCCUUCUGCAGAUUUCCCUCGGGCUCAGAUACAUCCACAGCUCCGGCAUGGUGCACCUGGACAUGAAGCCCAGUAACAUCUUCAUUUGUCAUAAGAUGCAAAGUGACUCUCCUGUGGUCCUGGAAGAGGUUGAAAAUGAAGCUGAUUGGUUUCUCUCUGCCGAUGUGAUGUAUAAAAUUGGUGACUUGGGUCAUGUAGCAUCAAUAAGCAAUCCCAAAGUGGAAGAGGGGGACAGUCGCUUCCUGGCUAAUGAGAUUUUGCAAGAGAAUUAUCAGCACCUCCCCAAAGCAGACAUAUUUGCCUUGGGGUUGACCAUCGCAGUGGCUGCGGGAGCAGAGUCGUUGCCCGCCAACGGCACCAAGUGGCAUCACAUUCGUGAGGGGAACCUUCCAGAUCUUCCUCAGGAGCUCUCCAAGGAAUUCCACCAACUACUCAAGAGCAUGAUCCACCCUGAUCCAGCAGAGAGACCAUCUGCAGCAGCUCUGGCCAAGAGUCGAGUCCUCUGUCCCUCCCUGGGGAAAACAGAAGAGCUUCAGCACCAGUUGAACUUGGAAAAGUUCAAGACAGCCACGCUGGAAAGGGAACUGAAAGAAGCCCAGCAGGCCCAGUCCCCCAAGGAUGGCCACAGUGUCCCCGGGGUCUCUGAGACCCCCACCGGGUCAAGUAGCACCAAACGUCUGGUAGGAGGAAAGAGUGCCAAGUCUUGA
Messenger RNA from Rangifer tarandus platyrhynchus (Svalbard reindeer), 1671 nucleotides. Lineage: Eukaryota; Metazoa; Chordata; Mammalia; Artiodactyla; Cervidae. The record is from the annotation of a GenBank genome assembly.